CUUUAUGAGCGGCCAAAAGGGUGGUACCGCAUGGCGUUGAGGGUCAAAGGUAAAUAUCCAGACGGAGACACCUGGUUGGGCCCAGAUGGGUGGAGGAGUCACUCUGUACCUGGAGAAUGGCCUGUUUCCUACCAUGGAACAAGCUUAGAUGGAGCCAAAGGCAUCAUCAGAAGUCACUACAGUGCAGGAGAUAGAGCAAUGUAUGGAAGAGGAAUCUACUCAACACCAGACAUACAUGUCGCUGAGAGAGAGGAAUAUGCCAAGACCUUCACAUCGGAGAGUACAGGGAAAAGUUACAAAGUGAUCCUACAAAAUCGAAUCAAUCCAGAAAAGAGAGAGAUUUGCCAAAGAGAUGACUACUGGCUCAUUCCUGUUCAUGAAGGAACAUCUGCCAAGGAGGAGAAAAAGAUAAUGGAGAGCUCUAUUCGACCUUACGGCAUUCUGAUUAAGAAAUUAAAGGACGAUGACGAGGGAGAUGAGGAUGGUGACCGUAAUGACGAUGGCAAUGAUGACGACAAUGACAGCAAAGAUGGUAGCAAAUCUUAUGAUGGCAGUGUCGAUGAUAAUUGCAAUGGCGAUGGAAAUGGCUAUGGUGAUGGGGAUGGCAACAACGAUGAAAGCGAUGAUGGUCCUGAUGUCGAUGACAGUGAAGACGAUGACGUCAUCAGUGGCGAUUAUGAUGACGACAACGAUGGCAAACAUGAUGACGCCAAUGUCGAUGACAUUUUCCAUGAUGAUGAUGAUGAUGAUGAUGAAAAUGGCUCUGGUGAUGGCGAUAACGACGGCAAGGAAAGCGAUGAUGAUGGCAAUGUCGAUGGCGAUGAUUAUGAUGACGAGGAAAAUAACAACAGCACAUACGAUGAUGAAAUUGUUGCUGACAGUUGCAAUGAAGAUGAGGAUGACAGUGAUUACAAUGACUAUGAUGAUUUCGAUGACAGUGACAGAGGCAGUGAAGAUGAUGAUGCGUGGAGUUGACACAUCUGCUGAUUUCAUUGAUGUAUAAUUAGAGCGAGAUCACUCGUGUAUAUAAUUUAUUGUCAUCCUUGGUUUAAGUAUUUUUUUUUUUUUACUUUUGGGUGGCUUUAUUGCCUUUAAUCGAUAGUGAUAGCUGAAGGGUCACAGGAAAGGGGGAGAGAGAAAGAGAGGGGAUGACACACAGCAAAGGGCCACAGGUCGAAGUCAAACUGGUUUAAAUAUUUAUAAACUGAUACUGGGCCAAAGUUGUCUGAAUAGAGGAUCGAUAGCAAAUACAAAUUACUUUGUUUUGUCAAAGAGUUUCUGGCUUGGUUCGCUGCUCAUAUGAUAUAGUAAGUAAGUAAAAUGUAUUUAUAUAGCACUUUUCACAGACAUAAGUCACAAAGUGCUUUACAGUUCAAAGUGCUAUACAAUGUAUAGUAAUUAACAGUUGUUGUUUCUGUAAGUAUUUGUUUUCAUUUAGAAUGAAAAAAGAUGUUCUGUCUGUCAUUCUCAUAUGGUAAAAAAUUAUGGACCUAAACAUAAAACUCUUUUAAAGACCCUGAAACCCCAUUUCCUCUAUCAGGUUCUGACUAUGAGCGGUAGGUUUGAACUAGAACAAACUAUUUUCUGUCAAAAAUAUUAAACAAUAAUACAAUUUGUCAUUUUAUAUGAUAAUUCCGUAUUUGUGUUUCGUCUGUACUACUCUCCCUGUUUUAAGUAGGCAGGCCCGAUGGGAAAAACAGGAAACGUGUGACCGCACCCACACAGUUCUGAAAAGAAAAGUAACAGAGGUCUUGAGUGUUAAUCUCUUCACAUACAACUAAGGAUGCUUUGUUUUAAGUGUUAAGUGUUUACUGCAGAAGAGAAAUACUGAUUUAAAACCAAAUAAAAGAUAACUUGUGUUUCACCAAGUAAAUGCUUUUAAUGUGAAGCUGCAGUUGUAGGAAAUGUUUGGUUUGCAUUAUCUUAAUACAGCAUUGUUUCCAGGAAUGUUGCAACACACACCCAGUUUGUACUUCAGUGAUAGCUAACUAGAUAGAUAACUUGGCAGACAUUAAUUUAAUGUAAAAUCUUCAAGAAAAGCAACAUUUGUGAGAGUCAUUCCAACAGACUAUAAAAGAGGUAUUUGUUUGCUUGAUGUCAAAGCAACCAAGCAGCAGAGAUUCUUCCAGCUAGGAAUCAAAAUGAAAGUGAAAGAAAAUUCUCUUGUCAUGUCAAAAAUAGUUUUCAGUGUAGAGAGAGAACUCAGCACACACACAUUGUGAACGAGAGAAGGAAGCAACAACUUUGCUCUCAUCGUCCUCAACCAUGUAUUUGGACUCAAAUUUGAAAUUUGAAGCUUUGUCUUCACUUCUUGGAGAAAAAGUUAAACCCUAUGACAAGAAAACAUGUGAGGCAACAGCAGGUAUUUUGACGGUUGGUGAAUUUCUUCUCUGCAACCUCAUCGGGAAACAACUUGUGACUUACUUGAAGGAACUUUUCAUUGAUGAGGAAGAUUUUUUUGACCCACAGUAUGACCACGACUUCACUAAUCUCUCUGACUUGGCUGAGUGUAAGAGAGGUGAUGAGCUUUAUGAGCGUCCAAAAGGGUGGUACCGCAUAGCCUUGAAAGUCAAGGGUAAAUAUCCAGACGGAGACACCUGGUUGGGCCCAGAUGGGUGGAGGAGUCACUCUGUACCUGGAGAAUGGCCUGUUUCCUACCAUGGAACAAGCUUAGAUGGAGCCAAAGGCAUCAUCAAAGAACACUACAAAGCAGGAGAUAGAGCAAUGUAUGGAAGAGGAAUCUACUCAACACCAGACAUACAUGUCGCUGAGAGAGAGGAGUAUGCCAAGACCUUCACAUCGGAGACAACAGGGAAAAAGUACAAAGUGAUCCUACAAAACCGAAUUGAUCCUAAAAAGAGAGAGAUUUGCCAACGAUCUGACUACUGGCUCAUUCCUGUUCGUAAAGGAACGUCUGCCAAGGAGGAGAGAAAGAUAGUGGAGAGCUCUAUUCGACCUUACGGCAUUCUGAUUAAGGAAUUAAAGGAGGACAGUUCAUGGGGUUGCAUUGUAGUGUAAUGAAAAGUUUUUCUUAGUGAGAACUGUCAGAGUGGUCAGUGUCCAACAUGAACACACAGUUCUCUGUCAUUUUAGGAGACAAGUACAGUGUAUUACAUUUGCACUUGUGUUUUAUUUGUGCUCUUCUAUCAGUUUAAAGUAGGCAGGGCAGAUGGAAAAAAAAGAAACUUUUAAUCAACCACAUAAACAGUUCUGAUGUCUGAAGAUUAACUGAGUUCUGAGUGUUAAUCUCGUCACAGAUAAUAUUUUUUACUUUUUUCUUUUCUAUUUUUCAGUGUUUACUGUAUUAGAGAAAUUGAAACCAUAUUUUCAGAUAAAAUCAGUACCUAAUGAUUUAUUGUAUCAAAGCAGUUUAACUCUAUUGUUAUGUCUAAAUUUGUUCUUUUUCAAAGAAGAUUCCAUGUUAUACCUGAAAAAUCUGUUUGCUGAUUGUUGAUUUAUACAUUUAUAGAAAUAAAGAGUUAUACAUUA
Molecule: messenger RNA, 3489 nt
Organism: Dicentrarchus labrax (European seabass)
Lineage: Eukaryota; Metazoa; Chordata; Actinopteri; Moronidae
Product: aspartate and glycine-rich protein-like
Exons: 3
Coding region: 31-975 (314 amino acids)
Source: RefSeq, a predicted model, not a curated record